Drosophila mojavensis is the source of this 663-nucleotide messenger RNA. RefSeq lists its product as uncharacterized. Lineage: Eukaryota; Metazoa; Arthropoda; Insecta; Diptera; Drosophilidae. The transcript is spliced from 2 exons. The record is from RefSeq and is a predicted model, not a curated record. Bases 1 to 663 code for a protein of 220 amino acids.
AUGCGUCGCCUGAUGAGCUUUAUGAUAUUCCUCUGCACCGGCCAGGCGCUCGCACUGAACAACGCCUACCUACCAGCCAGCAAUGAGUAUGCAACGCGUCGGCCUCUCGCCACGGAAUACUUCAGCUACAGUGCGCCACCGGAGGACGACCAGGGCUUAUCUCUGCAAGCAGCUCGCCAGCUGGCCAAGGCGUUUACGCCUCCGCAGCAGGUGAUCUUCAUACGCAAUCCAGAGUCGAAUAUCUUUACGCUGACAGCCAAGCAGCUGGCGGCAAGCAAUGCUUUGGAUAUUUAUGUGCUCCAGCGGCAAAUGGAUGCCACCGCUUUGGAGCAGGAGAAGGCAGCCAUUGAGCAACAGUUGGGCCUCAAGCCCAGCGUUCACUUUGUCAAGUAUCGAACGCCCACCGAUGUCAGUCGGGCCAUAAACAGCCUAAGAAGUAAAUACGAGCAGUUGCCGGGCAGAAGCUACAGCCAUGCCGUGGAAACGGCGAGUGUCAUUCGCCUCAACCCACCGCCGCACCCAGCGCAGCCAGAUCCAGUGGUGUUCAAGAUCUUGCCCAGGAGCAGCGCAGAGUACGAGACUCACGAGCAGGCGAACGAAGUGGAAGCCGCCAAGCUGCAGGCGCUGUUUCGGCAAUAUUUGCCCCCAGCGCGGCGGCGUUAG